GAACGAUGUUUUAAAUGAAUAGAACACAUCCUAUAAAAACAACAAUCUUUUGGAAUUGUAGCUUUAGUUCAAAAAAAAUUCAACUGCUUUCUUUAGUUGUUUACUUUCCAUGCACAUAUCAGCAAUACUCGCGUAUAGUCUAGUUCAUAGGAGGCGGGAAAGCGCAGACCGCAGAGUUUGAAAUUUGGGAAUUAUGAGAUGAGAUGACAACCCUAACCCUAACCCUAACCCUUCAAUGUUAGCUUUACCAAAAACCCUUCUCCAUUGUUACCCCGCCAGACUAAACCCUAGUAGAAUCUCUUAUUCCUUGUUCUCACAAAUGGCUUGGGCUUGCAAAAGAUGCACCUUUCUCAACCCCCCAUCUCAGCAAUCCACCUGCCAAAUCUGCUUCUCAUCGGAGUCGUCGUCAUUGCCAUCAUCAUCCUCCUCUUCUCUUGCUUCGACCCCCAAAUGGUCAUGCAAAGCUUGUACCUUCCUCAACCCAUAUAACACUUCCAACUGCGAAGUGUGCGACACUAGGGCACAUGUCUCGUCUUUUUCGAGCUUCGAGGAUUUGAACGAUACGGGUCCGGAUUCUGAACUGGACUCUUCAGUGGGCUCUGUUUUCUUGCCCUUGCAGCCUUGCAAGAGGAUGAAGGUUUCUGAACCAGUUCAGGUCGAUCCGGAUUCUGCCCAUUUGGGUGGGUUUCAAUCCGUUAAGGCUUCCGAAAAGGGAGCGACUUUAUCUGAGGAAGCUGGUUCUGGCACAGCCCCGAGUACAUUGAAGAUUUUAAGCUACAACGUCUGGUUUCGAGAAGACCUUGAACUGCAAAAAAGAAUGCAAGCUCUAGGUGACCUUAUAGAACUGCAUUCCCCUGAAGUCAUAUGCUUUCAGGAGGUAACUCCUAAUAUAUACAAUAUCUUUCAGCAAUCUAGUUGGUGGAGAGUGUAUAAUUGUUCUGUUUCAAAACAAAUGACUUUCCCAGGGCCGUACUUCUGCAUUCAGUUAAGCAAACUUCCCGUGAAAUCAUUUAGCUGUAAACCUUUCUCCAAUUCUGUUAUGGGGGGGGAACUUUGUGUUGCUGAAAUUGAAAUCCAGAAGGAUAAAUCAUUGGUCAUUGCCACUAGCCAUCUUGAAAGUCCAUGCCCAGCACCUCCUACGUGGAACCAGAUGUACAGCAAGGAACGUGUAGAACAGGCAACUGAGGCCAUUAACUUCCUUGAGACGAACCAAAAUGUGGUAUUUGGUGGUGACAUGAACUGGGAUGACAAGUCGGAUGGUCUGUUUCCUUUACCUGAUGGAUGGUUGGAUGCUUGGGCAAAGUUAAGACCAGAAGAAAAUGGAUUUACAUAUGAUACCAAGUCCAACCAGAUGUUGACUGGAAACCGCACGCUGCAGAAGCGUUUGGACAGGUUUGUUUGCAAGCUACGUGACUUCAAGGUACAUGGAAUUGAAAUGAUUGGGAAGGAUGCAAUACCAGGAGUAUCAUAUAUCAAGGAAAAGAAAGUGAAGAAAGAAAUCAAGAAGUUGGAGCUCCCUGUUUUGCCUAGUGAUCAUUAUGGCUUGCUUUUGACCAUCUGUAGCCAGUGAAGUUGAUAGAGUUCAUAAGGAACGAUAAAUGAGAAACAAGAAGUAGAUGGUCGGGAUCGUGUUUGGUCUUGUUUUGUAUAGCUCCCCGUGCGUGCUAUGCAUGCAAUUUUGUGUAUAUCGGUGGGGUGAUGUAAAGCUGGUUUAUUUUGAAUGAUAGAUUUUCCAGUGAAAUGGAUAAAUUUUCAACUCUCAUUUUACUCUCAAGCAUGAAAUAGUUUUGGUUUGA
Messenger RNA from Humulus lupulus (European hop), 1796 nucleotides. RefSeq lists its product as uncharacterized. The record is from RefSeq and is a predicted model, not a curated record. Gene Ontology annotation, biological process: double-strand break repair. The coding region runs from base 236 to 1570 and encodes 444 amino acids. The transcript has 4 exons. Gene Ontology annotation, molecular function: single-stranded DNA binding; 5'-tyrosyl-DNA phosphodiesterase activity. Lineage: Eukaryota; Viridiplantae; Streptophyta; Magnoliopsida; Rosales; Cannabaceae. Gene Ontology annotation, cellular component: PML body; cytoplasm.